Quercus lobata is the source of this 907-nucleotide messenger RNA. RefSeq names its product probable glutathione peroxidase 2. Gene Ontology annotation, molecular function: peroxidase activity. Gene Ontology annotation, biological process: response to oxidative stress. Lineage: Eukaryota; Viridiplantae; Streptophyta; Magnoliopsida; Fagales; Fagaceae. Bases 62 to 673 code for a protein of 203 amino acids. Gene Ontology annotation, cellular component: cytosol. The record is from RefSeq and is a predicted model, not a curated record. The transcript is spliced from 7 exons.
GGAAGUUUUUAAUUACAUUGAUACAUAAUAAUUGUACGGAUUGCCUUGACAUUGGACUAGCAUGCAAUUAUUGAAAUUUACCAACUUUUUCUCUUUUUUCUUCCUUCUUAUUAGUUUUUUCUUCGGAUUGUACCUGUACACAAACCCAUCUUCUCUUCUUUCUCACAGCAUGGCUGAAACCACUUCCAAAUCCAUAUAUGAUUUUACUGUCAAGGAUAUCCGUGGAAAUGAUGUAAGCCUGAGUGAAUACAAUGGCAAGGUGCUCCUGAUUGUCAACGUUGCUUCAAAAUGUGGUUUGACACAAACAAAUUACAAGGAGUUGAAUGUUCUGUAUGAAAAGUACAAAAACCAGGGGUUUGAGAUCUUGGCAUUUCCUUGCAACCAAUUUUUAGGACAAGAACCAGGAAACAAUGAAGAGAUUCAGGAAGCUGCAUGCACAAUGUUCAAAGCUGAAUUCCCAAUCUUUGAUAAGGUUGAGGUGAAUGGGAAGAAUGCAGCACCCAUUUACAAGUUCCUUAAAUCACAGAAAGGAGGGAUAUUUGGAGAUGCCCUAAAAUGGAACUUCACAAAGUUUCUAUUAAACAAAGAAGGAAAGGUUGUGGAGCGAUAUGCACCAACUACAUCCCCUCUUAAAGUAGAGAAAGACAUCCAGAAACUCUUGGAAUCUUCAUGAGUACCAAGGAUAUGCAUAAUAAUGGCUCUAGAAGUUCAUUGAGUACGUAGAUUUGAAGUUUGUUGUGUGCAUGUGUGGAGCUAAAUCAUAAGUUUAUAAGUGGUGCUUGAUUAAUCAGUUAUAAGUCUUUGUUACUGUUAUCUUCCUUGUCAUAUUAUUAUUAUUAUUAUUAUUAAUGUGGUUGGAUAUUGUUUAGAAUAAUAAAGAUGCCAAAGAAUAAAUUUCAUCUAUGUA